CAGGGCAGUAACGAGUGCCUGGCAGCUGGGGACCCCAGUGGAGCGAGAGAGCGUAGGAAAGCGAGCGAACUAGCGGGAGUCGGGGAGACCUAGACUGACUGAUAGGCAGGCGGACGGACGCACGCCGGGACAGACUGAGCAAGCGUCGGAGAACCUUGCACUGGUUCCUCCCGCUUUUCCCUUUGAAAGCCAGGAUUUUGCCUUUUCCGUGGCGCCUGAGAGAGAAUUCUGGACUCUGCCGACUGCAGCGCAAGCUAAGAUUUCUCAGCUAGGGAAGAAAGAUCAGCUCAGUCCUGAGAAGGCGGGAGGCAAGCUCCCCUGUCCCCAUCGCCCCCCCAUACCAAACUCGGGCGCCAAACCCAGCCCUUCCCUAACCAGCCGACUUCCUCCUCUUCUUUCUAGCAUGGUGGCUGUAUGGACAGUCUGACAGAACAGAGACUGACAUCUCCCAAUCUGCCGGCCCCCCACCUGGAACACUACAGUGUUCUGCAUUGCACCAUGACCCUGGAUGUGCAAACUGUAGUCGUUUUUGCCGUGAUUGUAGUUCUCCUGCUUGUUAAUGUCAUACUCAUGUUUUUCCUGGGAACGCGCUAAAUGGA
Molecule: messenger RNA, 599 nt
Organism: Diceros bicornis minor
Lineage: Eukaryota; Metazoa; Chordata; Mammalia; Perissodactyla; Rhinocerotidae
Exons: 1
Coding region: 415-594 (59 amino acids)
Source: RefSeq, a predicted model, not a curated record